This is a messenger RNA of Populus trichocarpa (black cottonwood), 1497 nucleotides long. RefSeq names its product protein RADIALIS-like 4. The transcript is spliced from 2 exons. Gene Ontology annotation, molecular function: DNA-binding transcription factor activity. The record is from RefSeq and is a predicted model, not a curated record. The coding region runs from base 1017 to 1304 and encodes 95 amino acids. NCBI's taxonomy places the organism in Eukaryota, Viridiplantae, Streptophyta, Magnoliopsida, Malpighiales, Salicaceae.
CCAAACAACAAUAGUGAUCAAAUACAGAUAUAUCAUGGUACGGUCUCAAGUAGCCAGCUAGACCCUUUUGGAAUGUUGUUCGCGAGCAAAAGCCCGAAACUCUAUUUCCAAAGGUCUGAAACGUACCAAAACUGCACGAAAAUAAAUCCAGCGGUGCACCUCUAGCUUGCUCCUCUCUUCAUAUAUUGGCAGUAUGUUCUCAGGGAUCCAAAAGAUUAUGUCAGGCUACUGCCAUCUGAUCCCAUGAUUUUGAGUCUGACACACAAUAAAAGAUAUCCAUUUUCAUGUUAGAUAUCAGUUCUCAUGGUUGUUAUUUUUCACAGUUUUUGUUAUGUCAUCAUCAUCGUCACUGUUAAUAAAAUCUGAACAGUGAUUCUUUACCCUCAAUUCCCUUACUCCUUUCUGCUUUUCAGUAUUUUGGCUUCCCUUUUGUGGUUAUCCAUGCUCCAGCAUUAGCGAAGUACAUUUUCACCUGAGCAAUCAUGAAAAAUGCCACUUAACAUCAAGGUAGGAGAUGGGUUUUUCUUGCUGUUAUAUGCAUUUAUCACUAGCUGGUAGUAGUUGCAUGGUUGUUUACAGCGAAACUAGCUUGUUCAUUAUCUAGGAAAGCUUUUAUAGAUAUUAUAAAUGAAAGAAAAAAAAAACAUUUAGAAAAGUUUAAAUUGAAAUUAAAAAUAAAAAACACUUUCCUUGAAACUGAUUCCUCUCCCCCCCUGUCUGUACCUAGCUUGUCCUGCUUCAUCUUGUGGUUCCAAAGAAGCCUUGUCACACCUUACGCUACCUUUUGGUAACAUAGAUUCUCCAACUGGAUCCAACCCACCAUCACCACAGCCUCUUUCUCCACCAUUUAUAAGCACUGCACCCUAGCCACUCAGUAUCUCAAAACACCUCUUCAAUUAAAACCUGCUCUCUUAUGUUCACUUAUUCAGUGAUCAGCCCAACUAAUAUUCUUCUAUUUGCAAAAGAGUCCCGUGUCUCUGCUUUUCCAUCAAAAUUUUAGACUUGGCAUUGAGAAUAUGUCUUCCAGCCAUCAAACUCCAAGGAAUUCUAGCUCCUCUUGGACACCAAGGGAAAACAAACUGUUUGAAAAGGCUCUAGCCUUGUUUGAUAAGGACACACCGGACCGGUGGCAAAAUAUAGCCAAAGCUGUUGGUGGCGUGAAAUCAGCUGAGGAAAUGAAGAGACACUACGAAAUCCUCAUUGAAGAUCUUAAACAUAUCGAGUCCGGCCGUGUUCCUAUUCCUAAUUACAAGUCCAGUAGAAGCUACAGCAAUACAAACGAAGAAGAAAGUCUUGCUUUAUAGGCUUCUGAAGUAUGUCAAGCUGCAGUGAAGUCCAGGGCUCGGGCAGGUUACCUUUUUAUCACCCGACAUGCAAAUCUUUGUGAAAUGUUGAUGCGCGUAUCAGUUGUCCUCUGCACUGUGAUUUAUUUCAGAUCGUAUUCUAUUUUCCGCGUUGUAAUGAAAUUAUCUAUGUUAUUAUAAUGUUAUUCAUUUA